Molecule: messenger RNA, 5496 nt
Organism: Aspergillus ibericus CBS 121593
Lineage: Eukaryota; Fungi; Ascomycota; Eurotiomycetes; Eurotiales; Aspergillaceae
Product: ion-transporting P-type ATPase SPF1
Exons: 9
Coding region: 302-5299 (1665 amino acids)
Biological process (GO): intracellular calcium ion homeostasis
Cellular component (GO): endoplasmic reticulum membrane
Molecular function (GO): ATP binding; ATP hydrolysis activity; P-type ion transporter activity
Source: RefSeq, a predicted model, not a curated record
CCUGGACCCGGGCUCCAUCGGUAUUUCAAUCCCCAUUGCUCCGUACUCCGUAUCUUUCUUGCCACUGGGUAGGAUCUAGUAGACGCUCCAAGAAUCUUAUGUGGCCCAGUCUCUUAGCGUCGAACCUUUUUCCCUUCUACCUACCCCUAGGACGGCUCCCCCAUCUGGAUUAUAUAUCCAGCUAAGUGACAUCUACCCCGUCCUGUGCCCCAUAUCCUUCCUCCCACACUUGAGGGGACAAUGUCAUCCGAUCUCGGACUGCGACGAUUGUUGAUUCACUCGCGCCCCAGUGUGCUCCGCCAUGAUUGAAUUUAAGGGCCGCAGCGAGUCAAUAUUUGUUGUAACGGUGGUUUUCUUGGGGAUUUCGUUCAUAUCCGUGUGUCUACGAUGUUUUGUCCGGCUGAGACUGGUGCGGGCAUUUGGGUGGGAUGAUGCACUGAUGGUUUUCGCCAUGGCACUCGAGAUCUUGUUCGCAUUAUGUGGAAUCACCGGCUCGUUGUAUGGCAUGGGCCAAAAGCUCGAGCAGCUGGAACCAGGCCACCUUGAAACUGCUCUGUUUUGGUGGUGGCUUGGUCAAACGAGCUAUGUCGUGACUGUUGUCGUCGCAAAGAUUUCCAUCGCCUUAGCCCUCCUCCGUCUCACCGUUUCAAAAAUACAUACAAUUCUUCUAUGGUCCGUGGUCGGUGUAUCGAUCGUUGUGGGCUUAGUAUUCUGGUUUAUGUUGACCUUCGAAUGCAAGCCAGUGUCACAUUUCUGGCAACGCACCUCGCCCGGAUCCUGCAUGGCCACCGAUUAUCUUCUCGAUAUCGCCUAUGUGUAUAGUGUCACUGCCAUGCUCUGCGAUCUAAUAUUGGGACUACUGCCCAUCUUCUUGGUGUGGAAGUUACAGAUGAGCCGACAGACCAAGGCAGCAUUGGCGGGUAUCUUGAGCUUGGGUUGCGUAGCCAGCGCAGGCGUUAUUGUCCGCAUUCCUUUCCUCCCGACUUAUAAAGACACAGAGUUCCUCUACGCAACGACCCAAAUAUCCAUAUGGUCCAAUGUUGAAGCAGGCCUCGGAAUUACAGCAGGCUGCCUCGUCACCCUUCGUCCUCUAUUCCGCUGGUUGGGUGGAACUAGCUACACCCCCACACACAGCAAGAAAACAGCCGGGAGUAUGCCACUCUCUAGCAUGAACGGCCCUGGUAAACACUCGCGAAGCGAGCAUACGGCAAAUUCGACCAAGUUCUGGCGCCCGGACCUGGAUCCUGAAGACUCUAGGGCUGUCAUUACGACAGUGCAAACAGCCCAAGGAAGUCGGAAUAGCAGCCAGGAAGACCUCAAUCCGAAGCCAAGCGCAUGGAAUGGGGUCAAUGUACAAAAAUCAUUUGUUGUCACGUCGAAUGAGCUCGCGUCGUUUGACCCGCGUCGUGGUCAUUCGAGUCUCACCAUGGUAGGACUCGUUGAUGAUCCCCAGAUCAAAUACUCCUCGCUUCAUAACCCUCUUCCCACCCAACUACAUACCUAUGUGUGGCCGUUCCUAAUCAUCUGGCCGGCCUUUCUGGCCUUCUAUCUCUCCCCUGAGCGCUAUGAUACGUACAUUCAAGGCCAGGAAUGGACCUUUGUGUGGGUUGGCUCGAUCAUCACGGUUCAGUCGCUUCUGUGGUUGAUGACGAAUUGGAACAUCAAUAUCCAGACCUUGUUCACUGCCACCAAGGCUAGAUCGGUUGACUCCGCUCGGCUCAUCAAGGUGAUUCCCGCAGCUAAUGCUGGUUCGGCUGAAGUCUGCCCAUUGAUCCUUGAUACAAGAGGAGGAAAGAAGACACUCUCUUUCUUGUUCCAGAAACGCCGGUUCCUUUACUAUCCCGAACGUCGAUGCUUCGCUCCCUUGUCGUAUGUCCUCGAUGCCGAUCCCAAGCCUGCGCUCAAGACCUUCCAGAAAAGCCAGGGCUUGACUACCAAAGAAGAGAUCGACCGCAUCCGGCUCUACUAUGGCGACAACACGUUCGAUAUACCUGUUCCCGGAUUUGUAGAAUUAUGGAAGGAGCACGCCGUUGCACCUUUCUUCGUUUUCCAAAUCUUCUGCGUGGGGCUAUGGAUGCUGGACGAAUACUGGUACUAUUCCCUGUUCACUCUCUUCAUGCUUGUCAUGUUUGAGAGCACAGUGGUGUGGCAACGCCAGCGGACUCUUAAUGAGUUUCGGGGAAUGAAUAUCAAACCGUACGAUGUGUGGGUCUUCCGCGAGAAGGAAUGGCAGAAAACCACUAGUGACAAGCUCUUGCCCGGUGACCUAAUGUCCGUUAACCGAACCAAGGAAGACGGCGGUGUGGCAUGUGACAUUCUUUUGAUCGAAGGCAGCGCAAUUGUUAACGAGGCCAUGCUCUCUGGAGAAAGCACGCCACUCUUGAAGGAAUCGGUUCAACUCAGACCAGGCGAUGACUUGAUUGAGCCUGAUGGAUUGGACAAGAAUGCAUUCGUACACGGAGGAACCAAGGUUCUACAGAUUACCCAUGCAAACACCACACCGGAUGAUGUUGCCAGCUCCAAGGAUGGUUCUGGGAUCCUGCCCACUCCAGAUGCUGGCGCACUUGGUGUUGUUGUGAAGACCGGCUUUGAGACAAGCCAAGGUAGUCUCGUGCGUACCAUGAUCUACUCUACCGAGCGAGUGUCCGCCAACAAUGUGGAAGCCUUGCUGUUCAUUCUGUUCCUGCUUAUGUUUGCCAUUGCUGCCGCAUGGUAUGUUUGGCAGGAGGGUGUGUUACGGGAUCGCAAGAGGUCGAAAUUGCUUUUGGACUGCGUCCUCAUUAUCACUAGCGUUGUUCCUCCUGAACUUCCCAUGGAGCUCAGUCUUGCUGUCAACACGAGUCUGGCCGCUUUGAGCAAGUUCGCUAUCUUCUGUACUGAGCCUUUCCGGAUCCCUUUUGCCGGCCGUGUGGAUGUUGCCUGCUUCGAUAAAACCGGAACUUUAACCGGCGAAGAUCUUGUCGUCGACGGUGUUGCCGGUCUCACUCUUGGUCAAGCAGGCGCAAAGGUUGAAAAGGAUGGGGCGCACACUGAACUUGCCAAGGGUGGCAAUAUCGGUGUCGAUACCACACUUGUUCUUGCAAGCGCUCACGCCUUGGUGAAGCUGGACGAAGGCGAAGUUGUUGGUGAUCCUAUGGAAAAGGCUACGCUGAAGUGGCUUGGCUGGACCCUGGGUAAGAAUGACACUUUGACGGGCAAGACCUCGCUACCCACGGGUGCUUCUCAGGCUCCCGAGGCCGUCCAUGUCAUCAGACGAUUCCAGUUUUCGUCCGCGCUGAAGCGUCAGAGCACCAUCGCCACGGUUGUCUUCGACGAUCGCAACACACACAAGAAAGUCAAGUCAACCUUCGUUGGUGUCAAGGGUGCGCCGGAAACCAUCAGAACUAUGUUGGUUGAUACCCCGCCGCACUACGAGGAAACGUUCAAGUACUUCACACGUAACGGUGCCCGUGUCCUUGCCCUCGCUUACAAGUACCUGUCUCAUGAGGCCGAAUUCUCUCGCGCUCGUAUCAACAACUACACCAGAGAAGAGGUGGAAUGUGACCUGGUUUUCGCUGGUUUCCUCGUCUUGCAAUGCCCGUUGAAGGAAGACGCUAUCAAAGCCGUGCGCAUGCUUAACGAGAGCAGCCAUCGCGUUGUUAUGAUUACUGGUGACAAUCCUUUGACCGCCGUGCAUGUUGCUCGCCAAGUCGAAAUCGUGGAUCGUGACGUUUUGAUUCUAGACGCACCCGAGAACGACACGUCGGGAACCAAAAUCGUUUGGCGUAGCAUCGACGACAAGCUCAACAUUGAUGUUGAUCCCACUCAGGAUCUUGAUCGCCGUAUCUUGGAAACCAACGAUAUCUGUGUCACUGGCUACGCCUUGGCUAAGUUCAAGGGCCAGAAGGCCUUGCCUGAUCUACUCCGCCACACCUGGGUUUACGCUCGUGUCUCUCCUAAGCAAAAAGAAGACAUCCUUCUCGGCCUCAAGGAUGCUGGUUACACGACUCUGAUGUGCGGUGAUGGAACUAACGAUGUCGGUGCCUUGAAGCAAGCCCAUGUUGGCGUUGCUCUUUUGAACGGUUCUCCGGAGGAUCUCGCCAAGAUUGCUGAACAUUAUCGGACGACUAAGAUGAAGGAAAUCUACGAGAAGCAGGUUGCUAUGAUGCAGCGCUUCAAUCAGCCUUCCCCACCUGUGCCUGUGCAAAUUGCACACUUGUAUCCUCCAGGUCCUAGCAACCCUCACUACCAGAAGGCCAUGGAGCGUGAAGCGCAGCGUAAGGGUGCUCCCAUCCAGUCCGCUCCAGCAGAGGCGAUCCCAACCAUUACGUCUCCCGGCGCACAAGCUCUUCAGCAGUCCAAUUCCAACCUGACCUCUGAUCAGCAGCGACGGCAGCAAGCCUCCGUGGCUGCCGCCGGAUUUGCUGAUAAGCUUACUUCCUCUAUGAUGGAGCAGGAGCUGGAUGAUAACGAACCCCCGACUCUCAAGCUCGGAGAUGCCUCUGUUGCCGCCCCCUUUACCAGCAAGUUGGCGAAUGUUAUUGCCAUCCCCAACAUCCUCCGUCAGGGACGCUGCACACUAGUUGCAACCAUUCAGAUGUACAAGAUCCUCGCUUUGAACUGUUUGAUCAGCGCCUACAGUUUGAGUGUUAUCUACUUGGACGGUAUUAAGUUUGGUGAUGGCCAGGUGACCAUCAGCGGUAUGCUGAUGAGUGUCUGCUUCCUCUCUAUCUCUCGCGCGAAGUCUGUCGAAGGACUAUCGAAGGAGCGUCCGCAGCCAAACAUCUUCAAUGUGUAUAUCAUUGGCUCCGUGCUUGGCCAGUUCGCCAUUCACAUUGCCACUUUGAUCUACCUGUCGAACUAUGUAUACAGCAUUGAACCGAGGCAAACCGAUAUUGACUUGGAGGGAGAAUUUGAGCCUUCGCUUCUCAACAGCGCCAUCUACCUCCUGCAGCUCAUCCAGCAGAUCUCGACAUUCUCGAUCAACUAUCAAGGCCGCCCCUUCAGAGAGUCUAUCCGUGAGAACAAGGCCAUGUACUGGGGUCUGGUUGCGGCAUCGGGUGUCGCCUUUUCUUGUGCGACUGAGUUCGUUCCCGAACUAAACGAGAAGCUGCGCCUUGUUCCUUUCAGCACCGAGUUCAAGGCUACGCUGACUGUCCUGAUGAUCUUCGAUUAUGCGGGAUGCUGGCUCAUCGAGAACGUGCUCAAGAGGCUGUUCAGCGAUUUCCGGCCGAAGGAUAUCGCUGUGCGCCGGCCCGAUCAACUCCGGCGGGAGGAGGAACGUAAGCAGAAGGAGGCUAUGGAGCAGCAGGCUCAGUAGGGGAUGAGAAGGGCUUAGAUUUUGUGUUUCAAAGUUCUAAAGCCGGUUAGAGUAGCUGCAUUUCUUGUCUAGAUAUAUAGGUGCUGUUGGUAGAGAGCAAGGCUUGGAUGCCUUGCUAAUGUUGAUGGGUGUCCAUAGAGCAAUUGUACGUUUAGAUUAUCUCUUUCAACAAAUAUCAAGUUAAUCUUUGAGACUUG